This is a messenger RNA of Symbiodinium sp. CCMP2592, 312 nucleotides long. NCBI's taxonomy places the organism in Eukaryota, Dinophyceae, Suessiales, Symbiodiniaceae. The record is from the annotation of a GenBank genome assembly.
AUGCUCGUAGCUGUGGUGAUCUUCGCUCUGAUCCCGCUUGCCGCUCUGGGCAUGAAGGCGGUAGCUAUAGAGGCGCUACGGCAGUUCAACGGACGUUGCGAGAGUCCGACCCCUACUCCGGCGGACUGCAAGAAGGAGAUGGAGACUUCCUGGAAGGAUUUGGAGGCCGCCUACCCCUGGGUGCGCUUCGCUCGUCAGCGGAAGUACCUAGGCGAUAACCUGGAAGAUGCUCAGGCUUGGAUCAAGCUGCAGCUUUGCCUCGACAGACUUGUCCAGGAGCCACUGGAGGCGAUCGAUACUAAUGAAGGCUGA